CGCAACACCAGAGCGCCGUACUGCUAAGAAAGAUUAGCAAUACCGACUGACUGUUGCGUUUCGAGUGAUUUUGGAUAGCAGCGUCUUAAAACAAUACCUAAUUAUUCGCGUGGUUUUUCUAGUUGUAGUUUUUUGACACGACUGCGAAACUUCUCCGAGGCUGUCAGUGCGGGGAAAUGACAUGUCAACGCUUUUUAACCUCAUGCCUGAAUUCCUGCGAGUGAAGUCGACUGCAACGUCUGCUGUUGUUGCAGGACAGAGGAGAGAGUGAACAGCAGCCGCAGCCAACUGAAGUUUACAGUUUCCUCGAGAACAAAGGGACGCGUCUUGUUUUCGGAUUAUCAUUCGACGCCACGAUACAGUUUAAAUACCCCAAAGAGAUUUAACAUGCGAGACUUACUCGUCCACUGUGCCUGUAUUGUAAAAGGACAUGGACCAGGGGAAGAACCAUCUAUGUAGUUAAGUUUCCGACCUCCACUUCAUCAAGCCACUUCGUCUCAUUUGAUCAGGCCAACUAAAUGUAAAGGAUCAUUUGUGUCAACGAGCCAUUUAAGCUGCCAUGGAUGUCUUUCCCCGGCCAAGUGGCGAAAUCCAGAGAAGGAACCCACAGCAGGAUUUUGAGCUCAUUCAGCGGGUGGGAAGUGGCACAUAUGGAGACGUGUACAAGGCUCGAAACAUACAAACAGGAGAGCUUGCUGCUGUAAAGAUUAUUAAGUUGGAACCAGGGGAUGACUUUUCCAUCAUACAGCAGGAAAUCUUCAUGGUGAAGGAAUGCAUGCACCACAACAUUGUGGCCUACUUUGGGAGCUACCUCUGUCGAGAGAAGCUUUGGAUAUGUAUGGAGUACUGCGGUGGAGGAUCUCUGCAGGACAUUUAUCAUGUGACAGGACCUCUUUCAGAGCUUCAGAUAGCCUAUGUCUGCAGAGAGACCUUACAGGGUUUGGGAUAUCUGCACACCAAAGGCAAGAUGCACCGUGACAUCAAGGGUGCCAACAUCCUUCUGACAGACAAUGGAGAUGUGAAGUUAGCUGACUUUGGAGUUGCGGCCAAAAUAACUGCCACCAUUGCCAAAAGGAAGUCCUUCAUCGGGACACCUUAUUGGAUGGCUCCGGAAGUAGCAGCAGUUGAGAAGAACGGUGGCUACAACCAGCUGUGUGAUAUCUGGGCGGUCGGCAUCACGUCCAUAGAGCUGGCUGAGCUGCAGCCCCCCAUGUUUGACCUACACCCGAUGAGGGCCUUGUUUUUGAUGUCAAAGAGCAGCUUUCAGCCUCCCAAGCUAAAAGACAAAACCAAGUGGUCAGCGGCCUUCCAUAACUUUGUCAAAGUGUCUCUGACAAAGAACCCAAAGAAGAGGCCCACUGCAGAGAAGCUUCUAUCACAUGUGUUUGUGGCCCAGACGGGUUUGACACGGAGGCUCGCGGUUGACCUCCUGGAUAAGAUGAACAACCCAGACAACCACCAGCAUUACAACGAGGUGGACGAUGAUGACCUUGAGCCUCUCUCUGCAGUCAGACACACAAUCCGCUCCAUCAACAAGCAAGCGCGAGCUGAGAGGACGCGAUCAGAGAUAAACUCAAACAAUGGGACAGACCAUGGAGGGCGAUGCUCAAGUCCUAGCUUCAUUGAGGGACACAGGGGGUACGCAGUCGACAAGGUCCAGUUUGAACCUCCACUCCGGAAAGAAACCGAGGCUCAUUCUGAAAUGGAUGUGAGUAAAGACAAUGACUUCUCUUCCCCCUGGAGUCCCUUUGCUGAGGGAGGAAUAACAACCAGGAGUCUUCUCAAAAGCGUUGAGGAGGAAUUGUUCAUACGGGGACACAUUGCUCAUCUGGAAGAUGCCUUUGAGGAAGUAGAGCUGUCAACCCUCAAGCCAGGGAUUCCUCCGCCUCUGCCUCCAAAGCCACGACUGAACAGCUCAUCAGAUGAGGUUGGCCUUAAUGACGAGAGGUGUCUGACAGUGCGAAGGUUCCCCAACUCAGAGAACGGGCCCAGCCAGGUGGCCCGCAGACAGAGCACACCUGAGCAGGGCAACAAGGAGCACUCGUCCCCAGAUUUCCUCUCUGCCAGUGUCAGCAGCCCCGGCCUUCUCUCUCAUUCCUCUGAUCCUGCUCUCAGUAAAUCUACAUGUGAAGAUAAUGAUUCAGAUGGCAGUAUGAAUGGAGGCAGUCCCAAGCCACCACCCAACCGACCUCAUCGUAAGGAGAAAAAGGAGUUCCCUAAACCAGCUAUCAAUGGCCUACCACCCACUCCGAAAGUACUGAUGGGAGCCUGUUUCUCGAAGGUGUUUGAUGGCUGCCCACUGAAGAUCAACUGUGCCACAUCAUGGAUUCAUCCAGACACCAAAGACCAAUACCUGAUCUUUGGGACCGAGGAUGGCAUUUAUACGCUGAAUCUGAAUGAGCUACAUGAGGCCACAAUGGAGCAACUGUUCCCAAGGAAGUGUACAUGGCUCUACAUUAUCAACAAUAACCUGAUGUCUUUAUCAGAAGGGAAAACCUUCCAGCUGUACUCCCACAACCUCAUCGGGCUGUUUGAGCAGCUGAAGAAGCCCGGCCUGGCUGCUCAGUUCCAGACGCAUCGCUUCCCAGACAAAAUUUUACCCAGGAGAUUUGCCUUGACAACUAAGAUCCCGGACACAAAGGGCUGUCACAAGUGCUGCAUUGUGAGAAACCCAUACACAGGCCACAAAUAUCUGUGUGGAGCGCUGCAGUCUGGGAUUGUCCUGCUGCAGUGGUAUGAGCCCAUGCAGAGGUUUAUGCUCAUCAAGCACUUUGACUUCCCCCUCCCCAGCCCACUGAAGGUAUUUGAGAUGCUGGUGGUCCCAGAGCAGGAGUACCCCAUGGUGUGUGUGGCCAUCAGCCAGGGCACAGAGCCCGGCCAGGUGGUCCGCUUUGAGACCAUCAACCUCAACUCCUGCUCCUCGUGGUUCACAGAGAUGGGAACAAGUAAUCAACAGGUAGAUGCAAUCCAUGUGACCCAGCUGGAGAGAGACACAGUGCUGGUGUGUUUGGACCAAAAUUUGAAGAUUGUGAAUCUCCAGGGUAAAUUGAAGUCCAAUAAAAAGCUAGCAUCUGAGCUCAGCUUUGAUUUCUGCAUUGGAUCUGUUGUGUGCCUUCAGGACAGCGUCUUGGCCUUCUGGAAACAUGGAAUGCAGGGAAAGAGCUUCAAGUCCAAUGAGGUGACCCAAGAGAUUUCUGAUCCAAGCAGAGUCUUCCGCCUCCUUGGAUCUGACAGGGUCGUCGUCUUGGAGAGCCGGCCAACAGACAACCCCACGGCCCUGAGCAACCUCUACAUUUUAGCAGGUCAUGAGAACAGUUACUGAUCCCUGUCCCAAAGACUGGAAGACUCCCAGAUAUGUGGAUAGGAUGCCUCACUUUGGGAGAGUUACAAAUAAAGCCUUUUCAUCAAAGAAAGCUUGCAUCAAGGGAAACAACUGGCUUGAAAACUGUUUUUGGGAGUUUUUGUUACUGAUCACAGGAUCCACAGGUCAGUCAAAGAGGACAAACGAUUUCGUCGAGCAAUACCCUCUUGGGUCUGGAUCUAUAAGUAGCCUUACACCAGCACCACCUUCACUGCAGCCCUGCUCGUCACGGGCAGAGCUCACCAACUCGUCUUGAGCAGGAUGUGCAGAAACAGAAGCUCAAGUGAACAUUGUUACCCAGCCUCCUCCCUACUUUUCUGCAGAUUGUGGACUGUUAGAAAUGAGGUAUCUAGAGGUGUUAUUGAAAAAGUGCCAUUAAAAUUCACAAGGAAUUUGUGAUAGUGUUAGCAAACAACGGGAGAUUUUUAUGUCGGAGUCUUAAAGGUUUUUGCCGCUGAUGGUGGCCGCCAGCGGCAGACGUCAUCAGGCUCAACGGGAGAAGAUGUACAAAGCUCUAUACUAAUAGAUCUGUUUAAACAGAAACCCAUGCUCCACGUGGGUUAUUUAAUCAUUAUUUAUUAAUCUCUAAGCAAUAGGGCAUGUUGGAUUUACACGCCAUGUUAACAGACAGCGACAGACAGGUGCAGUCCUGCUGUGAACGGGACUUCCAGCUCCGAAUAGGAUUAACUACCUAGUGAACAGUUCCUGAGCAGCUUUGGGUUAUUUUUACCGCAAUGUAAUAUAGUCACAUCGCUCCUGCUCUGCUGCAUUUUUAGAAGUUGAAUAUAGUGUAAAAUGUUUUUUUUCCUUUACCCCUUAUUUUAUAGACCUUUUACUUCUCAUUAUUUGCACCGUGUAAGCACUUUUGUACAUUGUUUUUUUAUUUAAAAUGACAAAAUAAGGGACAAUGCUUGGUUUUGAUAACAUCUUUGCAUUCCCUUCGCAAAACUUUUAAAUGUAUGCUGUUUUGUAAUAAAAAAGGCUAUUGUUAACAAUAUGA
This is a messenger RNA of Myripristis murdjan (pinecone soldierfish), 4361 nucleotides long. It is a transcript of the gene map4k5, whose product is annotated as mitogen-activated protein kinase kinase kinase kinase 5. Gene Ontology annotation, cellular component: cytoplasm. NCBI's taxonomy places the organism in Eukaryota, Metazoa, Chordata, Actinopteri, Holocentriformes, Holocentridae. Bases 560 to 3322 code for a protein of 920 amino acids. Gene Ontology annotation, molecular function: ATP binding; MAP kinase kinase kinase kinase activity. The record is from RefSeq and is a predicted model, not a curated record. Gene Ontology annotation, biological process: intracellular signal transduction; protein phosphorylation. The transcript is spliced from 37 exons.